Messenger RNA from Ipomoea nil (Japanese morning glory), 1493 nucleotides. Its product is annotated as 2-hydroxy-6-oxononadienedioate/2-hydroxy-6-oxononatrienedioate hydrolase. The record is from RefSeq and is a predicted model, not a curated record. The coding region runs from base 48 to 1055 and encodes 335 amino acids. The transcript has 4 exons. NCBI's taxonomy places the organism in Eukaryota, Viridiplantae, Streptophyta, Magnoliopsida, Solanales, Convolvulaceae.
UUCUAGUUCCAUCAGCACCUCCGGUUGGUCCUUUGUCUCAGGCGGGUAUGGAGACAAUACGGCUAUGGUUUCGCCACCUUCUCUCCUUCUAUAUCUCCGUCGCGGCUUUCGUCCUCCGCCGUCUUCUACCCACACUCCACCGCUUCCCCAUUUUCGUCCCUGCCGUCGACUCCAUCCUGUCCCACUAUUUCCGCUUCUGCAAUCUCUCCCCCUGCACCGUCGAUUUGGACGACCAGACCACCAUGCACAUCUGGGCCCCCGCCCACCGCCAUUUCCACAAGCCCAAUCUCGUCAUCAUCCACGGCUACGGCGGCAAUGCCAAGUGGCAAUUCGCGCUCCAGCUCGCCUCCCUGGCCCAAUCCUUCAACCUCUACGUCCCUGACCUCCUCUUCUUCGGCGAUUCCCGCACCCGCCGCCCCGAUCGCACGGACGCGUUCCAGGCCAAAUGCGUGAUCGAGGGUUUGAUGGGGCUGGGUGUGAAGAGGACCGCGGUUUACGGGAUCAGUUACGGUGGCUUCGUGGGGUACCGGAUGGCCGAGAUGUAUCCCGAUGUGGUGGACAGAGUGGUGAUCGUCAGUAGCGGAAUUGCGUCCACCGCCGAUCAAAGGCUCGAACACAUGGAGCGCCUGAAGAAGAUUGGAUGCAACGCCGUCGACUUGCUGUUGCCGGCGAAGCCGGAGGAUCUCAGGCGGUUGGUCAAUCUGUCUUCCCACAAACACGACCCUUUCAAGUGGGUCCCAGACGCUUUCCUCCAAGAAUUCAUCACUGUGAUGUAUAGCCAUAACAGGAAAGAGAAGCAAGAGCUACUGGAGUACUUGAUGGGCAAUAAAGAACAUGCCAUUGGUUCCGGUUUGACUCAGGAAGCACUGCUUCUUUGGGGCGACAAUGACAGAGUUUUCCCUCUCACAUUUGGACAGCAAUUGCAGCGAUAUUUGGGCACCAAAGCUAGAUUGGAAGUAUUAAAGGAUGCAGGGCAUGCGGCAAACAUUGACUGCCCCGAAUCCCUCAACUCAUUCAUUAAGGCAUUUGUUCUGCAUUCUCAAGGAUCAGAAUAAACAAGUCUGAUCUGUUUCCACGGGAAUUGAAGCUGUGGCCUGUGGUAUAUGCAUGACAGAGUGUAGUGUAAUCAACUACUGCCAUGUUUAUAUAUACCCGCCUAAGAAGAUAUAUGUUUUUUGAGCUUUUAAUUUGGAUGUAUUAACUCAGACUCCACCAAAUAUGGGCUUAGAAUCAAUGUAUUGCUUAACUUGUAAGGGCUUAAUCAACACACAUUAAUUGUUUCAUUUUACUCUCUGCUUCCUAAUGGGGGCAGGCGUGUGUGUAUAUAUAUAUAUAUAUAUACACACAUUCUAUGGAAGGAUAUUCUAUGAAAAGUUUGGGUCAAUUAGGAAUUUAUCAAGAAGUUAUUCAAGUUAGGGUUGAUGGGAUUCUCAAUAGAAUAUAUUUGGAAGUGGGGAGUAAACGUUGGGAGUACAUGUAAUAUUUUUCUAUCA